AUCUGUUCUUCAUAGAAAGAAGAAACCACCAAAAAAAUUGGCACCCCAAUGUCACAUUGGAUAAGAUGAAUGACAACCACAAACACCCUCCUGCAGAUAACCAUGUAAAUAUCCAUUCCACUGCAACUAUCUCAAAGGAUACUCCUUUUGAGUAUCCUGAAAAUGGGAACACUUCUAUUCAACUCUUAUGGUUUAGCUUCUUUCUCAGUCUCUUACAAUUUCAGGAACAACAGAGCCACCAAUUGCAGAACCAUUAAAACCUCUAAACGUCUCAGCUUCUCCAGAGGAAAAAUCAGAGCUGUGGGGACUAUCCCCCAGAGUGAAUCAGAGGAUGCAGUGUCCGAAGAACAAGAACAGGCUGCUGUCAAUUUUGCAUUUAUCAGUCCUGUUUUGCUUCCUGAUGGAACACCAGAUGUGCAUUUUCGAACAGCUUGUGGUGGACAGAAACUUAGGGACAUUAUGUUGGAUUCAAAUAUCGAGUUGUAUGGACCAUAUGCUAGACCUCUUCUGAAUUGUGGAGGAGGAGGAACCUGCGGGACAUGCAUUGUUGAGGUUAUUGAAGGGAAGGAACUACUAAGCCCUCGUACAGACAAGGAGAAGGAAAAACUCAAAAAGAAUCCAAAAAAUUGGAGACUUGCCUGUCAAACUAUGGUUGGGAAAACAGAUUCCAGAGGCCUGGUUGUCAUCCAGCAACUGCCUGAAUGGAAAGGACAUGAAUGGAGUUAUGUCAAAGAACCCCUUCCAGAGCCUUCAGAACCUUGACAUGAACUCUUUUUCUUUCUAUUUUUAGAUUUAAAUCUCAUGAAGAAAUUCUUAAUUUCACAAACUGGUAAGCUUUACAUGAUUACAUAGACGAGAUGGUCAAUUGAAGAAUAAACUAUACACACUCCUGUAUGCAACAAGGGUCAUGGCACUUAAAAAUCAAUCACACAAAUUGGAACUUCUUUUCUUCGAAAGCUAACGGUAUCUAAAUGAAAGUUUUUUCUAUCAUUAUUUUUCUG
This is a messenger RNA of Ilex paraguariensis (yerba mate), 1001 nucleotides long. The record is from the annotation of a GenBank genome assembly. Lineage: Eukaryota; Viridiplantae; Streptophyta; Magnoliopsida; Aquifoliales; Aquifoliaceae.